This is a messenger RNA of Caenorhabditis sp. 36 PRJEB53466, 1289 nucleotides long. NCBI's taxonomy places the organism in Eukaryota, Metazoa, Nematoda, Chromadorea, Rhabditida, Rhabditidae. The record is from the annotation of a GenBank genome assembly.
AUGUCGGAUCUGGUCAAGACUCUUGUGCUUCGCCCGGACAUCUCCAAGCCCAAGUGGGAUCAAUCGACUUUCGAGGGAAGAGCCAAGGUACCUUGAUACUUGAUCUUUCGAUCUGAUUUGACAUAUCCCUUUUUAGCAUUUCUUCGCCAUCACUAACCCACUGAACCUCUUCUACGGCGGAAAUCAGCUUGACAACUUUAAGCAGAUCGUCGAGGAAUACAGGUAUCUUUUUGACCGAACCCGCCAGGCAUUACUCCUAAAAUAUUCAGAAAGGGAAAUGUCUCCAAUGAUCUCACUCUCAACCAACUCUGGAAAGCGAAACACGUUGUCGACUCGGCAUUCCAUCCAUCCACCGGCGAGAAGAUGUUUGCAGUCGGCAGAAUGUCCGCGCAAGUCCCGAUGAACAUGGCCAUCACCGGAGGAAUGCUCACUUUCUACAAGUCCCCAAUGGCUGUCAUCUUCUGGCAGUGGCUGAAUCAGUCGUUCAACGCCGUCGUCAACUACACGAACCGUUCGGGAGACGGCGGAUCCGUCAGCCAACUGCUCGUCUCGUACUGUGCAGCCACUGGUGGAGCACUCACAGCUGCUCUUGGAUUGAACUCUCUCGUCAAGGUGGGCAAGUAAAGAUGUCUGUCUAUCCGUUCGGGUGUAAUGAAUAAAAAUGAACGAACCGACAACAGAUGUGCAAGAGAAAAAACUUGAAAUGACAUCAUUGAAUUUUAGAAAGCGCCACCACUUGUCGGACGUCUCGUGCCAUUUGUCGCCGUCUGUGUGGCCAAUGCUAUCAACAUUCCGAUGAUGAGAAGAGGGUUGGUGACUGAUCUAUGAAACGAUAUAAAACGGGAAGUGAGCUUAUGAGAAUAUUUCAGAGAACUAACGGAAGGAAUCGAGAUACUCGAUGAGAAUGGUCAAGUUAUCGGACAGUCUCCAAAGGUUGCCACUUCGGCCAUCAGCCAAGUCGUCAUCUCCAGAGUUUUCAUGGCUACGCCCACCUUUGGUAAUUAAACGAUUCAAUUAAUUUGUUCAUAAAAUUGAUGUUUUCAGCUUUCAUCCCAAUUGUGGUAAACGCUCUCGAAAAGAGACCGUACUUCAAGGCGAAUCCCAAGAUGUUCCUCCCGCUGCAGACGAUCCUUUGCGGACUGGUCCUUUCGGUGUCCACGCCGGUCGGAUGUGCUCUCUUCCCGCAGCUCACGCCCGUUUCAUUCGACCAAAUCGAACCGGAGCUCGCCCAAAAACUCAAGAACUUGCCGAACCCGCCAAAACAACUCUAUUGCAACAAAGGAUUGUAA